AUGUUGGGUUCCAUGAGUGCUGAGCCUGAGUUGUUCCAAGAAUUAAGAAGCAAGCAAAAGGGUGAUCCGAAGCUGAAGAAGAUCCGUGAAGCAAAGAUGCAAGGUCGUGCAGAGAAUUUUGAGAUGUGUACUGAUGAUAGCUUGAGGUUAAUGGGGUGUUGGCGUGCGCCCAAUGAUGAUGAGCUUAAGAGAAGGAUUAUCAAGGAAGCUUAUAGUACUCCUUAUUCCGUUAAUCCUGGUGGUGACAAGCUUUAUAAGGAUCUGAAGAGGUCUGGUGGUUUGUUGCAACCUUUACCCGCUACUGCUUGGAAGUUCCACUCGAUCUCGAUGGAUUUUGUGAUGGGUUUUCCUAGAGCUGCUGGUGGGAAGAAUGUUGUGUGGGUAAUUGUGGAUCGUCGGUUGACCAAAGUUGCUCGUUUUAUUGUGAUGAAGAACACUUGGUCUAUGAAAGGGUUAGUUGAAGGUUAUGCUAAUGAGAUCAUUCGUCUUCAUGGGGUUCCCAAAGACAUUAUCUCUGACCGUGAUCUGCGAUUUUUAUCCCAUUUCUGGACCACUUUGCAAGAGGCUUUUGGUUCGAAGUUGAAGCUUAGUACUACAUUUCAUGCAACUACCAAUGGUCGGAUUGAGAGAACUAUUCAUACCUUGGAAGAUAUGCUUCGUGCUUGUCUCUAUAAAAGGAAGUGUCGUAGUCCUACUUGUUGGAGCUCCUUCCGUAGGUAUCGUAAUGUUCCUUCGCAUGUGAUUUCUGUUGAGUCGGUAUCAGUCAAGCCGAAUUUGACUUUUGAAGAGCGACCUGUUCACAUAUUAGACCGUCAGAACCUUGCUCUCAGAAGGAAGAGAAGACAUGAACAGGCUGGGUAA
Beta vulgaris subsp. vulgaris (sugar beet) is the source of this 861-nucleotide messenger RNA. RefSeq lists its product as uncharacterized. Gene Ontology annotation, biological process: DNA integration. Gene Ontology annotation, molecular function: nucleic acid binding. NCBI's taxonomy places the organism in Eukaryota, Viridiplantae, Streptophyta, Magnoliopsida, Caryophyllales, Amaranthaceae. The transcript has 4 exons. The coding region runs from base 1 to 861 and encodes 286 amino acids. The record is from RefSeq and is a predicted model, not a curated record.